AGUUGCUAUUCGUGUUCCCACCUGUAGAGUGUUUGGGAAUCAAAACAAAAAUCUUCUGGAAAGUCGUCCUAGAUUUUAACAGAAAGCUAACCCACCUAAAACCGAGAGAGUUAGCACAGUUGUUCCCAAGUGUUAUUUGAAUCAGCUUUAACAUCUGAAUUUCGCUUAAUUAGAUGUAUUUCAUCAUGGGAGUUUCUCAAAAGUUUCGCUCUUUCUACAACUUUUUCUGCUCGGUUUUCGUGGCAUAGCUGGGAAGCUAACUGCUGUUUGUUGUAGUAAAUGUUAGCCUAGCAUUGCUCUCCCCACACAAAAGCCCUGCCUCUUCUCAGAGUUGUUGGACACCAGAAGUUUCAAACUUUAUUAAGCGUUUUUUUCCACAGCUUUUUGACCGAAACGUCUUCAAAAUGUCUAUCCUGGGAUUAAAGAAGAAGCAGCCAAAGACUUUUAAAGUCAAAGUUAUCACUAUGGAUGCUGAAAUGGAGUUUAGCUGCGAGGUCAAGUGGAAAGGUAAAGACCUCUUUGACCUGGUAUGUCGAACUGUUGGUUUGAGGGAGACCUGGUUUUUUGGACUUAGGUACACAGUAAAGGAUACCUAUGCCUGGCUAAAACCAGACAAGCGGGUCUUGGACCAGGAGGUUCCUAAGGACUCUCCCAUAACAUUUAAUUUCCUUGCUAAGUUUUUCCCGGAAAAAGUAGAAGAAGAGCUGGUUCAAGAAAUAACUCAACACCUCUUCUUCUUACAGGUAAAAAAACAGAUAUUAGAUGAAGAGAUAUUCUGCUCCCCUGAAGCUUCAGUUCUGUUGGCAUCAUAUGCCGUCCAAGCUAAGUAUGGAGACUUUGAUACAAACUUCCAUAAACCAGGCUUCCUGGCACAAGAUGAGCUUUUGCCAAAAACAGUUGUGAUGCAGUACCAAAUGACAGCAGACAUGUGGGAGGAGAAGAUCACAGCUUGGUAUGCCGAGCACAGAGGCCUCGCCAGAGAUGAAGCUGAGAUGGAAUACCUAAAGAUUGCUCAGGAUCUUGAGAUGUAUGGUGUCAGCUACUUUGAAAUUACUCAAAAUAAGAGGGACACAAACCUCCUACUUGGAGUUGAUGCCCAGGGUCUUCACAUCUACAGCCCCAACAGCAAACUCGCCCCUAACAAGUCCUUUCCUUGGAGCGGCAUCCGUAAUAUCUCCUAUAGUGAAAAGGAGUUCACAAUCAAACCUCUGGACAAGAAGAAAGAUGUUUUCAAGUUCUACUCAUCUCAGCUGCGUGUCAACAAGCUGAUCCUGCAGUUGUGCAUUGGGAAUCAUGAUUUGUUUAUGAGGAGGAGGAAGGUGGACUCAAUUGAAGUGCAGCAGAUGAAAGCUCAAGCCAAAGAGGAAAAGGCCCGCAAGAAGAUGGAGCGCCAGAUCCUGGCACGGGAGAAACAGAUGAGGGAGGAAGCGGAACGGGCAAAAGAGGAAAUGGAAAGAAGACUGUUCCAGCUGCAGGAUGAGGCACGACUGGCUAAUGAGGCACUGCUGCGAUCUGAGGAGACAGCAGACCUGCUGGCAGAGAAAGCUCAGAUUGCUGAGGAAGAAGCGAAGCUGUUGGCCCACAAAGCUGCAGAAGCUGAGCAAGAGAGGCAGAGGUUAGAGGUCACAGCCAUGAAGACCAAGGAGGAGAAGAGGCUCAUGGAGCAGAAGAUGAGGGAGGCGGAGCAGCUGGCUGUAAAACUGGUGGAGCAGUCUGAGCGGAGGUUGAAGGAAGCUGAUCACCUGAAACAGGACCUGACUGAGGCAAAGGAUGCUGAGAGGAGAGCCAAGCAGAAGCUGCUGGAGAUCACCAAAACAACCUACCCUCUCAUAGCAGCUUAUUCUGCUCCCCCUGCUCCUCCUGCUCCUCCUGAAGCAGCCGACUUUGCCUGCGAGUCACCACCUGCACGCCUCGACUUCAAGGACUCCGACAUGAAACGGCUCUCUAUGGAGAUUGAGAGAGAGAGGCUGGAGUACAUGGAGAAGAGCAAACAUCUUCAGGACCAGCUGAAGGAGCUCAAGUCUGAGAUCGAGUCUCUGAAGCUGGAGGAGCAGCAGCAGCAACAGGCCAGUCUCUACAACCUGCACAGUGAGGCGAGGGGGUACAUCCCAGAGCCCGUCUACAUAGCUCACAGCAACAGAAACUCUGCAUACAUGUCUCAGAUGGCCUUCUUUGAAGAAGUGUGAUCCUGGCCCUUUAAAAUUGAGGGAGCAGUUGCUGUGACGCUCUGCUUCCUCAGCCUGUUUGGUUAACGUUUACCUGACUGAAGCUAACAGACAGAAACUCUAUGUUCUUUGGAAAGACUUUGAAAUGAACUAAUAACACUUGUGUGGCUUCCUGCGCAGACUGUUAGAUUAAGUUUUGCCACCUGCAACACCUGCAGCAUGUCAGCAUCUAGAAAGAGUGCAUUAUUGGAUGAGCGCUUCUUCAAGAUAUGUUGCUGAGGAGUUUUUAUUUCAUGCUUUUUGUUUGGUUUUAAUCAAUACUUAGCUGUAAUGUGGUCAAAUACAGAACUAUGCCUGCUUAAUGUCGAGAUAUCCAUUUGUGCCUUAAAAUACUUUAAGACUGGGAUUGUGUUAAAAAAGAAAUUACGCUGCAACGUUGGCAAAGUUCGGAUCAGUUGUGAUGUCAGCUGCGGUGAAUGUCGUAAACAGGGUUCCUUCCACAGAAGCAAGAUAUUCUUCAGGCAUGGGUUAGAGUUCAGAUUUACCAACUGUUGUUCAGUAACACUCUGAACAUAGACUGUAUGUAAACGAAAGGCUCUGGCCCCAAUAUAUAGAAAUCUAUGAAAAACAAUCUUGCUGCUCAUCUUAUUUUAUUACCUAAACACUUUGGUGAUGAAGUUAUGGUCUCACUCUAGCUUCUAAGGUUGUUUUGUGCUUUAUAAAUAACGUCCCCAUUUAGAGUGUAACAGAUGAUAAAAUGCAUGUGAUUCACAGUGUGGUUUCCUUCUGACUGACAAAAUACCGUCAUACGAGGAUGUAGUGCGUCUGGUUUCUCACUCACUCAGAUCCUCCUCUUGCUUAAAAUGCCUGGUUUUAAAAG
Molecule: messenger RNA, 3045 nt
Organism: Haplochromis burtoni (Burton's mouthbrooder)
Lineage: Eukaryota; Metazoa; Chordata; Actinopteri; Cichliformes; Cichlidae
Gene: nf2b
Product: neurofibromin 2b (merlin)
Exons: 17
Coding region: 405-2186 (593 amino acids)
Biological process (GO): positive regulation of early endosome to late endosome transport; regulation of cell shape; regulation of organelle assembly
Cellular component (GO): adherens junction; apical part of cell; filopodium
Molecular function (GO): actin binding; cell adhesion molecule binding
Source: RefSeq, a predicted model, not a curated record